AUGAAAAGUUUAAUAUAUCGAUUAAAAGCACUAGGUUUAAAAAAUGUAGGAAUUGUUGCAUAUGAUUUGGGAUUUGAAAAGAAAAAUCGGAAAAAUUUUAUUCAUUUAGCAAAACUUGGUUAUGUAACAGAAUUUCGAGUUUUUAAUUUUUCGGCUUAUCCAUCAUUUUGGGAUUUAACUUUAAGAAAAAAUAAAAAAAAUAAAGGUGAAUAUGCUUGGAAAGUUGGAAUGAUUGCUGAAGUAGCACGUGAUUAUCCCGGUAAAAUAUUGGUUUGGAUGGAUGCGGGUAAUGUGGGAAGUGAAAAAUAUUUUACACAUUUAAAAGAUUGGAUGCCCGAAUUUCAUGGAUUUAUUUCACCUAAUUCCCCUGGUCAAGCAAAAGAAUGGAUACAUCCUGGAGUUUAUGAUUAUUUUAAUGAUAAUCAUACAUUAUAUGAUGAAUUAAAUAAUUGUAAUGCUGCUUCAUUAGCAUUUGAUACAAAAAUUAGUCAAAUUAUAAUUGAUGAUUGGUAUAAAUGUGCAUUAAAUAAAGAAUGUAUAGCACCACCUGGUAGUAGUAGAAAAAAUCAUCGUCAAGAUCAAGCUCUAAUUACUUAUUUAGUUGCUAGAAGAGGAAUUUCUUGUAGAACAAAUAGGAGUUCACUUGGUGUUACAACCCAUAGAGAUCAUCUUUGUAAAGAGUAUAAUGAAAAAUAUGAAGAAAAGAAUCGGAAGAGUUUAGGGACGUAA
Dentiscutata erythropus is the source of this 729-nucleotide messenger RNA. The record is from the annotation of a GenBank genome assembly. Lineage: Eukaryota; Fungi; Glomeromycota; Glomeromycetes; Diversisporales; Gigasporaceae.